CUCUCACUCUCUCUCCUCCGAAAGAGCUCUACAGUUCUCGCAGUCCUCGUCAAUGGAAAAUGUGAGAAUUCUCACAGUCGCAGAGCUACUUGCGCGCGGCCGUCCCCUCACCGCCACGUCCUCCAUCUCUCCCAACUCGAACCAAAAGUCAAAGCUCCCCACCCGCUCCGUUCCCACCCACUCAAACCCUAGCCCCAAUCCCAACCCUCGCCCUAAGUUUCUCACUCCUCUCGACCACUUCGCCGUCAUCGUCGGAACCCUAGCCCUCCCCACUACCACCACCGCAUCCGAUUCUCCGUGCUCCUACAACACUUGCUUCCAAUUCUCCGACGGCGCCGCGGCUUCCAUCUGCUGCGAUAUUCUCGAUUUUGACGCUCGGAUUAUCGGGAAGAAAAUCAAUGUUCUCGCUUGGAAUUUCAUUCCCUUGAAACGCACCGGCGGGUUCUUGGAGAUUAUCAGAUGGAGCUUUCAAGAUUCCAAUGGCGGACUACGUCCCUGCAGUUCAAAUUUCAUGUAUGUUCCUCUGGCUAUAGGCUCUUCGACUGGCCGCGGAGAUGGAUCCAGAGCUCGGCAUGGUAUAUUCGGCACAUUGGAUUUGGUCAGCCCUUUGUCCACUGUUCCGUGUACAGCCGGUGAGAACAAUUCGAACACCAAUAAGGCUUUGGAUUCGAGCUAUUCCUCGAAUUUCCGAGGCUUUUUACUCCAAUUUAUGGUCUGUGAGUGCAAAUUUUGUAGUUCAAAGGAAUCAGUUCUGGCCCUGAAGGAUUCAGUUCGAGGGAAAAAUACACAUUCUUUUACCAAACCAAUGUUUGUAUAUUGUUCCGGUUCUGCUUCAUGUUGGCACCCUGUAUUUACGAAACUUGUAGGAAAUGUUGUUGCUUUGUCGGGCUUGAAAAAGAAGAUGGUUUUUAUAGGAAAGAAAGAGUCUAAACUAAUGUAUGUAACUACGGAAACUUCUGCAUUGCAUCUGCUUAGAUUGUCCAAAAACUGGUUGCCGAAAUGUACAGCUGAUACAAAAGGAAAAGGUGAAUGUGGCACGUAUAGAGGGCUAGUCAAAGGGGUGUAUAUGCACGGGAUGGUUGUCGAGCUGGACAAUGAGGUGUGGCUUUUAUUAACUGAUCAACUGCUUACUCCACCACAUAGUCUAAGGGCGGGUGCUCUCGUUACUGUGAGAAAUACCCAUUUUGUGAAUCCCAGAUUUUCUUGGACAAGAAUGCUUAUACUUGGUGCUUGCUUUAAGACUAGUGUUACUGUGGAAUCUUUCUCUCCAUUGGAAACUGGGUGUCAUGUACUUUUACAUUCACAGAGUUCGUUGGAGAAGUUUGUUGGGUCCUUAGCAUUUUCUGCCAGAUUAUGGGUAUUGCUUGUUGCCACAUGUUUCCGGAAAAAGUUUGCUGGUAUCUUAUCUGAAAAGGAGAUUUUGGGAACAAAAUAUAAGGAAGGGUUGGUUCAGACGUAUGCUAGUUCGCAUUUUCCUUCUUCGAUGCAUAAAACUCGGCAUGGAGUAUUCACAGAACUUUGCAACCAUGAUUCAUGCGUCUGCAGUUGUGAACCAUACACUGGCAACCUGAAUUUGGUAGUGCCCUUAUGUAUUUUCAUGUGCCGUUGUGAGGCCUUAUGGAUGAAAGCAGUGCAGUUGGAAAGUAACCGUGGAAAUUUGCACAAUAACAAGAAAUAUAACCUUCAAUUCUGUGAAGGGACAUCUCAUGUUCAGUCAGUUAGAAAGAUUUUUUCAAGUGAAGAUCUAGGUGUAACUUUGAUUGGAAGUUUGAAGACUUCUCCAUCUUCUGGAAGACUGCAGUUGGUUGAUGCAACUGGGAGCAUUGAUGUUCUUGUACCAGACCUUCCAUCAACUCAGGAUGCCAGUAGGAUAUACAAGGUAGUUGACUACAGUCUUGUUAUUGAAGGAAUGCCCCGGUCUGAGGAUUGUACAGGAUUGCUUGACAGUGAUUUAUUUUCAUGCAGAAACAUCUUUCAUCUGAUACCAUUGACAAGAAAGAUGAACUUAACAGUUUAUGUUUACUUUCGCCUGAGGAAUUCUAUGUGCAGAAAUCUUCCCUUUUAUCCUUGUACUGGACUUGGAGAAGAUGUGAAGAGACUUGAAAGUGAAACGUUUGACCUGCUUUUGGUUACCCACAAAUUUCCGGUUCUACAGAAGUUUUCAGGUGAUUUGGUGAUAGCGAACCCUUCAAGUAUGUUUGUGGAGGCCAUAAUCUUGCCUUGGAAAUUAUUUUUUUCUGGAAGUGAUCAACUUUCAUAUCCAACUGAGGUUUUAGGAGAUGAUCCGAAGAAUUCCAUGGAACCUUCUCCCAAGAGACGGAAGGUUGAUCACUCAUCAAGCAGGGGUUCAACUUCCAGUAUAAUAGGCACUUCCAGUGAGCCAACCAGAGAACUGAGUUCUUGUUCUAUUUACAUGGAAUCUAGCGAGAAACAGAGAUAUUGUGACUUGAGUUCUCGUGAGAUAUCUUGUUCAGCUAGGAUUAGUGGAGUUAACAGUCAGAGUCUAGGUUCAGUUGUCUUGCAUUGCACAAGUGCCAAAUCAAGUAAUGGUGGCUUUUCCAGACAAAGUGGACAGAAGGUAUUGCUGGAGUUUACAUCUGAAAGUUUUUAUAAGUAUCAGUUGUUGCAGAUUGGUUGUUAUUAUAUGGCAAAGCAUGAUGGAGAAGAUUCCUUUUGUAAUCUCAGGGAUUCUAUCUUUUCCAGCAGUGAUUAUAUUCUUAUCCCUUCCAAGACCCAUCUGUGGAGCCUUUCAUUUACUCCUGAUGAGAACUGUCAAAAUAGUUCAUCAAAACAUCUUCCAUUAGAUAACUCACUGAUAAAUGAUGAGGUGGCUGCAGACCGUGAUGAAGUACUUCUUCAGAUGUCCCCUGGAAAUGUUCCAGAUAUAUCUCUCUGUCUCCCUGAAAAUGAAAUCGGUUUUGGAGAGGUAAUCCUGACCGAAUUGGAAGAGGGCCUGAUCAAACCAGUCGUGACACCUGAAGAGAUUUUAAUGACUCCGCCUCUGCUGUCACUUGAUUUGAACUGCCUAUUUCCUCAGGGAAAUCUAUCAUCUUUGUGUGGGCAAGUGCUUGCUGUUCAUAGUGUUGAAGAGAAUUCUGUCGAUUCUUUUUUGAACUAUCAGAACAUUGGUGAUCCUCUGCAGCUGAGAUUAUUUCAGAGAGCUACAAGCAGCUGUAUUCAUGUUUUGGUGGACCAUCAGAUUGUAAGGCUAUCUGGUUCUUGGAGUAAACAUUCCUUUCCUGUCGGGUUCGGACCUGGUGUGGAUGCAACGUUUCACCAGGUUCUUGAAUUGCGGGGUCAAAAUAGAUGGAUGUUGACAUCUGCAUCAUUUAUUGUAAUCAAUUCCAUAAGGGCAGUAUGCUUUAACAAAAAUUCAGUAAGGGUAGUCAAUGAAUCGUGCAGUGACAAGCGCUCCAGUCCUGCUUCAUACGUUCAGAAUGAUGGGCCUCUAGACAUUGUUUCUUCGGGUUUGAUUUCUGAGUUGGUACAGUGCUUGGAUUCCAAGCCAAUGCAGUUUCAUUGCAGGGUUGUUGCUAUCCAUAUCGUGGUUUUGGAGAGGAAAAUUAGAAAUGCCAAUUAUCAGCCUACAGAUCACUUCAGGCCAUACCUUGUCAACAUCCCGCUUGCUGGUUUUGUUUUGGACGACGGCUCAUCCCCAUGUUGUUGCUGGGCUAAUUCCGAAAGAGCAGCAACCUUGCUAAGGCUGUAUGAAGAAUUCCCAGUGUCGGCUUUCGAUGCCAGUGGCUGGACCUUCAAGUGGAUGAGAAAAAACAACAGUGCAUCUAGUGCCACCAUCUACCAUCUUGAUAGAAUUUUAAAUAACCAUGACCGAAUUACAGUGAAGAACUUCGGAUCAAUGUUUGAGUCUUCCUAUCAAGAUCUCACUGUCUCUGUGAGUUCAGAAAACGCCCUCAGCAGCUACGACGAAAACCUCUUAAAGUUCAUAAUCUUUCACGCUUGCUUCAGCAAAAUUUGGACAAUUGUGGGGAGGAUGAUGGAUUCGAAUGCAAUCGAGCGGUUGAAGACGGCGAACGUUUUGGAAACGGAGGCGUCUGUGCAUUCCAUGCAACAUGUAUGGGCCAGAGAAGUUCACUACACAAGUCCUCUCACCGAGGCCAGGAAUGUUUUACAACUGCUCGACGGGUGAUUGUAAUAUGUCAAGACCAAAUUUAUGAUGUUCAUAUAA
Pyrus x bretschneideri (Chinese white pear) is the source of this 4186-nucleotide messenger RNA. Its product is annotated as CST complex subunit CTC1. Gene Ontology annotation, molecular function: telomeric repeat DNA binding; single-stranded DNA binding. The transcript has 16 exons. The record is from RefSeq and is a predicted model, not a curated record. Gene Ontology annotation, cellular component: CST complex. Gene Ontology annotation, biological process: telomere maintenance via telomere lengthening; positive regulation of DNA replication. Bases 53 to 4147 code for a protein of 1364 amino acids. NCBI's taxonomy places the organism in Eukaryota, Viridiplantae, Streptophyta, Magnoliopsida, Rosales, Rosaceae.